AUGAGCGUUACGUACGACGUGUUCCGUGGCUCUGCCGAGGGCCGCAUUGUCGCUGACAAGGCUUCGUCCACCCUUGGACACAACGAGGUCUUCAUUGAGACCACCCACUCUGGUCUUUGCGGCACAGAUGAGCACUACCUCAAGACCAACCAGGUGCUCGGUCACGAGGGUAUUGGAAUCGUCAAGUCUCUUGGCCCCGGUGUUACCUCCGUGAAGGUCGGAGACCGUGUUGGAUUCGGAUACACCCACAGCAUCUGCACUUUCUGUGACAACUGCGCUACUGGCUGGGAUCAGUACUGCGAGAACCAGAAGCAGUACGGUUUCCAUGACUUCGACAACGGAACCUUCAGCUACGGUGCCGUUUGGGACGCCAACUGCGUCUACCCCAUUCCUGAUGGCUACGACUCCGCGUAUGCUGCUCCUCUCAUGUGCGCCGGUGCUACUGUCUGGACUGUCUUGAGCGAGUAUGGCAUUCGUUCGACUGACCGCGUCGCCGUUAUGGGCAUUGGUGGUCUUGGUCACGUUGCCAUCAAGCUGGCUGCUGCCAUGGGCUGCCACGUCGUUGUCCUUUCCAGCUCUGAGUCCAAGCGCCAGGAAGCUAUGGACUUUGGUGCUUCUGAGUUCCACGUUUUCAAGUCUGGUGAUGCCGUUCCUGAGGGCUUCAAGCCCGUCAAGCACCUCUUGCUUUGCGGCAAUGCUGGUGUUGAUUACCCUUCCCUCAUUCCUCUGAUGGCCACCCACGGCAGCAUCUACCCUCUGACCGUGGCUUUCGAGCCUGCCAAGGUGCCCAUGCUCGGCCUCGUGUGGAGGGGUGUCCGCAUCCAGGGUUCCCUGGUUGCUUCCCGCCAGAGCAUCCGCAGCCUUCUCGAGUUCGCUGCCAGGAAGAAGAUCUACCCCACCAUCAUGACCUUCCCCCUGAACAAGGAGGGUAUUGAGGAGGCCAUGCAGACCCUGCGCGAGGGCAAGAUGAGAUACCGUGGUGUGCUGGUUCGCCAGUAG
Molecule: messenger RNA, 999 nt
Organism: Aspergillus luchuensis
Lineage: Eukaryota; Fungi; Ascomycota; Eurotiomycetes; Eurotiales; Aspergillaceae
Product: NAD(P)-dependent alcohol dehydrogenase
Exons: 3
Coding region: 1-999 (332 amino acids)
Biological process (GO): alcohol metabolic process
Molecular function (GO): zinc ion binding; alcohol dehydrogenase (NADP+) activity
Source: RefSeq, a predicted model, not a curated record